AUUGAGAAAGCAACGUUGCGCGACGUCGACGAUGCCAACGUGUGUUGCGUAGUUUUCAUUCGGACGGCGUUUUUGUUAUUGUGCGCGUAAAACUGCAUUUGUUCUUUUUGUUUGUUUGAAACAAACAUAUAUUAAAAUUGAAAAAAAUUUGUAAUUAAUUAUUUAUUUUUUUUGCUGUGAGUGUGUUUUUGUUUCAUAGAAAGUGCAUGAGCCGCAAGUGAGGCUAAAGAGCGAAGAGCUCAGAUACAAAAAAAAGGUGUGCGAAAAUUUAACGACGCAACAAUAAAAACGAAUUUUUAGCGUGUAUUUAAGUGCGUCGUCGCGUUAAUAUGUUAAUUAAAUGUUGCUAAGUGAUCGCUGAUAUCUUUUUUAUAACAAUAAACACGAUUAAGCAGAGUGCGAGGGAGAGAGAGCAGCAACCAACAACCACGGCAAAUAGUUACGCGACUUAAAAUGCGCUUAAAUUAGCACACAAUUAAGAGCAACAUACACAAACACCGUCUCAGGCGAGAUCUUUUGAUUUAGACAGCAGCAAGCAUGGCCCUGAAUCAGGGCAAAUAUAAGCCAACAAUUUGUGCCAUCGAUGAGGUGGACGAUCGCAGCUAUAAACUGCACACGGGCCAGGAUGAUGAGCGCAUUGGUCAUGUGAAUAGCAAGCAACAGAUCGAGGGAAGCGAAACGGCGCCGUUGACCACGAAUCAACAGAAGUUGCACAUCGAUGAUGCGGGUCUCACGCCCAAGGAGUUGGAGGCUGCUCGCAAGGAGGCGCUUAGCGAGGCUCGAGCUGUGGGCGGGGUGACGCCCACUGCAAAUACGCCCAACUCGACGCAUGCCUCUGCAAAUGGACUGAGAGGACGUCGCUCGUUCGAUGCUUUAAUGAGUCUGUCGCGUAAGCGUCGCAUCCUCUAUGUGGCCACCGCCUGCUUGUGCGCCGUGCUGUUGGUGAUCAUCAUCCUGCUGCUGGCCUUUUGGCCCGAGGUGCCCUUCUACAUGCGUGCCCCGCUCUGCCUGGAACGCGAGUGCGUCGAGAGCAGUCGUCAACUGCUGCUGUGGGCCAACACAUCGAAGAGUCCGUGCAAGGAGACUUACGAGUGGGCGUGCGGCAAGUUUGCUCGCGAAUAUGCCGAAGGCGAUUACUUUGUGAUCAAGCGCGGCGAAUGGAACUACAAGACUUACAAUGAGUAUCAGGAGCUCAAUGAACUGAAUCGCUUCAUAUCCAUGCUGCCCAAUUCCGCCGAAGGCUCGUUUCCCGUUGAGUCCACAAUAAGCAGUCUUUAUCGCAAUUGCCGCGACAUCGAUGCGCUCGACAAAAGCCAAUCGGAUUUGUUACUCAGGCAGGCCAUCAAACCCGUGGGUGACUGGCAGGCAGUUUCGGCCUCGAAUCGUUUACAGAAUUGGGAUUACAAGAAUGCGCUGAAAUUAUUGCAUGCCAAAUACGGCAUCUUUCCCUAUUAUCGUGUCAGCGUGGAGAACAGCUAUACGAUACCCUAUGACUACAUCAUUACCCUCGACGAAGGCGAAUUGGGUCUCCCCGACAAGUAUUUCUAUGGCCCCGAUGCGGACAUCGACGUUGUCAAUGGCUACAAAUUGCUCUUACGUGAUUUUGCCAUCAACAUGGGAAUGGUUGCGCGAGAGGCGAAUCUAUUUGCCGAUGACAUUUUCCACUACGAGCAACGCAUUGUCAAUCACAUUGAGUCCGCCAAGGCAACGGGAGAACGUCAGCUAAACAAAUUGCUGCGUCUGGCGGAGCUCAAAAGUAUUGCGCCAUCGCUGCCCAUUUUGGAGUCACUGAAGGCGAUCUUUCCCAACACACACAUUACCGAGGACACCGAAGUCCUGGUGCGCAAUGUCGAAGUCUUUCACGAGCUGUCCACGCUAAUCUCCACAUCGGACAAGAAACCAAUUCACAACUUUAUCGUGUGGUCGCUGGUGCGUCAAAUGCUGCCUCAUUUGUCCAAGGAAUAUCGCACGCUGGCCGAGAACUUUGAUCAUGGCAUCUACGGACGCACGGCGAGCUAUCCGCGUUGGCUCUUCUGCAGCAAAGUGGUGCGCGAUUGGCUGCCCUUUGCCGUUGAUGCACUCCAGCAGAAGCCACCGAAGCAGCAAUUCGAGGCAGCUGACAAUCGCGUGCGCAACGGCAUCGAUCCGCAUGCUCUAAACAAGACGCUGGGCAAUGAAAAGUUCUUGCAAUUGAUGUUCUACAGUCUGCGAAAUCAACUGCAGGAGUCACUUAGUCAAGCGAGUUGGUUGGAGCCAACGGCACGACAAUUUCUGCACAAGAAACUAAACGAGAUGCGUUUGCAGUUUGGCAUACCGGGUGAGGUGCUGGAUCAGCCGCAAUAUAUUAGCGACUACUACAACGAGCUGUUGCUCAGCAAUUUGAAUUUCGUGGAGCACCUCGAGUCGAUUUGGACAUUCCGCCGAGCUCGCAUGGAGGAUAAAUUGAAGACUCUCAAUAUGCUGGAUGUCAUUGUGUCCGAGAUGUAUACAAGGGAUCAUCCGCAGCCCAUUGCGUACUCCAACAAGCUGAACAUGCUGCUCAUUUCGCGUGUGCUCGUCAACAACAACUACUACGACUAUCGCUACCCGGUUGCCAUCAAUUUUGCUCGAAUUGGCACCGACAUCCUCGAGACCUUGAUCAACAAUUUGUCCGUCUUUCUGCUGCAAUUCAAUGCCCAGGGAACGGACAUCAGCGAUGCGGUGCCAGAAAUCGAAUACGCUCAGCCCGAUGUGAACUGUUUGGCCGCCGGACAGCCGCCGCAUUUGGCCUGGGAGCUGCGUCAAAUGUCACAGGAGGCGCUGAAGAGUUUCCAUGUCACGCUGAGUGCUGCACGCACUGCGGCACGUGCUCUGAGCAGCUUUGUCUCGGCCAUCGAUGCAGGCAAUGCCAUCCAAGGAGCGGGCAUCGAUCAGGUGGUCACCUACGAUGCACUCGGACUAACACAGCGAUUGCGUGUGCCCGGACUGCGUUCGUACAAUGAGAACGAGCUCUUCACGCUCGCCUACAUGCAACAGCAUUGCAGCACCUCGAUUGCGGACAAGGAUUAUGCACGCAUCAAGCCGCACGUUGAGCGUCAGCUGGCCGAACGCUAUCUCUUCAAUGCCACCUGGCAGCAUAUACAGUUCCUGCCACGCUCAACGGAUUGCGCCGCCUCCGAGGUCAGCUGCUCCAACUUGCUGUGAGGAGGAAGUGGACGAGGAGGAGGAGGAGGAGGAGGCGAAUGGACAUGCAACAAUUGUACAAUUCCUUAGUUCGGCCACACAUAUUUAUUGUACUUUUUUUUAACAUCCAAGCACACACACACACAAACUCACAGAUACUGAUGGAGAUAUGGAGAUAUGCCAGACACAACACACAA
Molecule: messenger RNA, 3359 nt
Organism: Drosophila albomicans
Lineage: Eukaryota; Metazoa; Arthropoda; Insecta; Diptera; Drosophilidae
Gene: goe
Product: protein gone early
Exons: 11
Coding region: 538-3183 (881 amino acids)
Biological process (GO): protein processing
Cellular component (GO): plasma membrane
Molecular function (GO): metalloendopeptidase activity
Source: RefSeq, a predicted model, not a curated record